This is a messenger RNA of Sungouiella intermedia, 1383 nucleotides long. The record is from the annotation of a GenBank genome assembly. NCBI's taxonomy places the organism in Eukaryota, Fungi, Ascomycota, Pichiomycetes, Serinales, Metschnikowiaceae.
AUGGAGAAGAAACAUCACUUUAGAAACAUCUUCAAGAAGGACGGGGACUCUGAAUCCAAGUCCAGGGAGUCCAGGUCUAGGUCAGCUUCCCACAGCCACUUGCCCAAAAUCUUUCAUAGAGACCACCACCAUGACAAACAGGAAUCUACCGACCAGCUGGACGCAGAGUCCAUGUCCACGUCAAUGUCGAAACUGUCACUGGUAUUGCUGCUCAAGAGAAAUGACACCAAUGCUGGCAUGCUGGCGCCUGUUCCAGCGGGUCGUAUGCCUGUGAGAAGAGCAGAGACUCUCAACCAUUUCGGACCCAAGCGUGGGCCGCUGCCGACCACCAAACCCACGGGUUUAGGUCAUCAUGAGAAAAUCAAGUACAAUCCAUAUGGAAUCAACAAGCUGUUGCUGAACCAGGCCACCCACCUGGCACUGUACAUCUCUAACUUCCCCAUCUUCAAGAAUAAUGAAGACUACACCAAGGGACCAGGAUCUGAGUUCAAGUGGGCUGCGCAAUUCCACUCCCCUGGUGCUGCAAGAGUGGCCUGGAAACUCUGUGACCCAUCACUCACCCUUCGUUAUACUUUGGAAGACUUGUUCAAGGACCCCUGGUUCACCACUUUAGAGAUGUGUGUUUAUGAACACCUGGACCAACACGUUGAUCCUUUCAUGUUUUCUCACCACUCAAGCCAUUCUGGAGCCCCGUCACAUCAAAGUUCUCGCGCAGCUUCCCGCAAGAACACUAUUACUUCGUAUCCACCAGAAGAGCCUGAGGCACCAGAUAUUCAUACUCCCGUGCGGAGCAUGCUAGAUAUGGCGGGUGUUGGAGCUGCACCAGCAACACCUACCAUCGACAGCGAUAAUGUAUCCAUCAAGUCAAACUCGCUGCUUACGCAUACUCCUUUGCGUCUUGCACACGAAGAUAAGCCUUUCCGCCUGCAGCGGACCAACAGUGAGGUAUCUAUGAAUCUGAACUCAUCGGGAUCGUCUGUGCCCAAAGUUCGGUCGAUGCUUGAUGUUGGAGCCUCUCCAGAUCGUGCUGCAUUGCCUCGUGUGGCGGAGGAUGAAGUAGCGAACACAUCUUCCUCGCAGUUGCCUAUUGUGGAGGAAGAUGACAUUCAUGGAGAACAAUGCAACUUGGGUGAAGAACCGGAGUUGCAGGUGCAACAAGAAGCUAUUCCUCCAGAAGUUAAUCUUGAUUCUUCUAUUCCAACGCCGUCGCAGACACCAGCACUAGAGGGCCACGCCAGUUUCCUCUACCAGGAGCCAUUGCAUGACACAGACGAUCUUAAAAUCGAUUCUUCUGGAUACUGUGAGUUGGGCUACAAGCUCAAGAAGCACCACCAUCUAGAUGUGAGCACGGUGCUGAUAUCCGGAUCUAAGUCCCGUCGUUAA